AUGGCAUAUUAUCAACAACCCAAUGAGCCAUCUAAUAUGCAAUUCUAUCAAUCAAAUUACUCCAAUAAUUUUUCUCCACAAAAUCCUGGGAUGAAUUCCAUGUCAGGAGGUAUGGAUACUAAUUUCAAUACUGGAUUUGAUAUGGGUAAUAUGGGAGGUGAAUUAACACCAGGAUUAUUGGCAGCAUUUGGAAGUUCUGGAUAUCCAAAUGAACCUCCAUUAUUAGAAGAAUUAGGUAUAAAUUUCCAACAUAUAAAAGAUAAAACCUUGGCUGUUUUAAAUCCAUUAAAUCAAAAUAUUAAUAGUGACAUAAUGGCUGAUUCUGAUUUGGCCGGUCCUAUAUUAUAUGUAUUCAUAUUUGGUACCCUUUUAUUAUUAGCAGGGAAAGUCCAAUUUGGUUAUAUUUACGGGGUUGGAUUAUUCGGUAUAUUAACCUUACAUUAUUUAUUUAAAUUAAUGAGUGAUAAAGUUCAAAUUGAUUUAUUAAGAUCUGCUUCAGUUAUUGGUUAUUGUUUAUUACCUUUGGUUUUAAUAAGUAUAUUGGGAGUAUUUGUAUCAUUAGAUAAUUCAAUAGGUUAUAUUUUAAGUGCUAUUGCAGUAUUUUGGUGUAGUUAUUCAGCUUCAGCUUUUUUUGUAGCGGUCUUAAGAUUACAUAAUGUCAGAAUGUUAAUUGCUUAUCCUUUAGCUUUAUUUUAUACCGUGUUUGCAUUAAUGGCUAUCUUUGUAGAGAAAGAAAAUUAG
Molecule: messenger RNA, 741 nt
Organism: Yamadazyma jaroonii
Lineage: Eukaryota; Fungi; Ascomycota; Pichiomycetes; Serinales; Debaryomycetaceae
Source: the annotation of a GenBank genome assembly